ACGAUAAGAUGUCGUGUUUAGAUAAUGACAGUGGUAAUUACGUAACAAUCCCAUCGGAUUUUCCUGGUACGUACUUGGAUUAUGAUGAACAAUGCCAGAUGCUAUACGGGACACAGGCUGACGGGAACUGCAAUCAGAAUAAGAAGGCGGAUUUUUCUUGUGAGCGAAUUUAUUGUCGUGAGGAUCCUGACAAUAAACCCAACCUGUGCACAGAUUAUUAUCCUCCUGCUGAGGGUACCCCUUGCAAUACGGAAGACAAUGAUGAAGGUGAAGCAUACGAUGGAUGGUGCCGCAUAGGAGAGUGUUUGAUUGAAGGCGAAGAACCAACAAUAGAUGAAGGAGAAUGGAGUGACUGGGAAGAAGGCGAAUGCUCUGUUACAUGCGGAGGUGGUGUCAAGUUAUUGACCAGAACUUGUAACGUAAAUGACGGGGAGGAAUACUGUAAAGGGAGUGACACUAUGUACGAACUGUGUAACACACAGCUAUGUGAUGGGGUAUGUAGCGACAUCAACGCCGACAACUACCGGAACCAGUUUUGCAGCAGCGGAAAAGCCAAAUUUUAUGGUGGCGACAACCUAUGCAACUUGUAUUGUGGUUCAAACUAUGAAAUGAAAGUCCUGGAUGGGGGAAGACAGACCGACGAUCCAGGAAAAGUUGCGGACCUUGAUAUCUGUAUUGAUGGACAACCAUUUACGGUUGGUUGUGACGGUUCUUUCACUUCUGGUUUGGUGUACGAUAGAUGCGGUGUUUGUGACGGAGACAACAGUACCUGCACAUUCAUUGACAGCUCAUUUAGUGACAUAAGUAAUUUUUCAGACAAGGAACUGGUACCCAUUGCAGAGCUCAUAGCAGGAACAACCCAUAUUACUUUUGUGGAAUCAGAAUAUGUCCAGUCCGCUUAUUUCGUAUUGAGAACGUCGGAUGGUACUUAUCUAACAAACUCUGAUUACACCAUUCGACCUGGGUACACCAACACCGGUGAUGCAGGUCCAUUUAGGUAUGACCCUGACUGCAAUACAAUAUUUACCCAUAACCACCCGUACAAAGAAGUUGAAAAGAUAGUGGCACCGGGACCUAUAAGCGAAACAAUCGACGUUUUGUACUAUGUCAAGAAGACGUCCAAAUUCCAACCAAUACUCUUCUCCUACUAUACUCCAACCGGAGAGACAGAUACUGAUGACGUCACACAAACUGACCAGGAAGAUGCAGAUGAUUUUGCUAAUGGCUCUCAGAAUGAAGAUAAUGAGGUUGAUAAUAACGAACAAGAAGAGGAAAAUGAUAAUGAAAAUGAACUGAAUUCGGCCGAAGAGGAAAAUGAAGUAGAAGGUGAAGCAGGAGAAACUGGAGACGCUGAAGCAGAAGAUGAAGAAGGGUAUGCGGAAGGGGAAGCCGGAGGAGAAGUAGAAACGGAAGGAGAAGCUGGAACAGAAGCCGAAGAAGACGAGGACGCAGAAGAAGGAACAGAAGAAGGAGAAGAAGGGGAAGUGGAAGAAGAAGGAACAGAAGAAGGGGAAGGGGACGCGGAAGAAGGAACAGAAGAAGAAGAAGAAGUAGAAGAAGAAGAAGAAGAAGAAGGGGAAGCAGAAGGGGAAGCGGAAGAAGAGGAAGCAGAAGAAGGAACAGAAGAAGAAGAGGAAGAAGAAGAGGAAGGAGAAGCGGAACAAAACCAAGAUGAUAAUAAUGGCGCAAGCUGCACAGACAUGACAUAUGUGAGAGGAAUGGCUGAAAAUCAAGAACAGUGUGACGCAAAGAAAGGAAAACGUGGCGCUUAUGACUGGGUGUACAAAUUGAGGGCCAAUGAGCCAUGUAAAUUCUAUUGUUAUUCGGAGGAGAAGGAAGAGCUGGCAUUGUUCAAUGGAGGCAUAGCAGAGGGCAGCUGGUGCAGUAAUGACGUACUUCAGCCAAAGAGAUGCAUAGAGGGCGAUUGUGUUGAUGUUGGUUGUGAUGGGGAAGGAGGCGGUCUAGAAUUCGACAACUGUGGUGUUUGCGGCGGCAACGGUGACACUUGUCAGCUGGUCCAGGCGUCUGUACAGCUUUCUGAAGACAUUACGUCUAUAACAACAUUUCCUAUUGGAGCUAGUCACAUAUAUGUCUCAGAAAGGAACAGCAAUGGACCAAAGUAUGCAAAAGGAUAUUACAUUUUAGAGACAAGUACUGGAAGCUACGUCACUGGAUCCAAUGAGGAUGGCACUGCAUCUGAGCCUGCCGAUAAAUCGUCAGCAUAUUACUACGAGGUGGGAUGCACUGCCUUCAAGCACUAUAAGUGGACGUAUGAGUCUGAGACUAUCGAAUCCGACAUGCCUCUCACAGAGGCUGUAGAGUUGAAGUACCAAUAUAUCGACCAGAAGAGUGAUCGGUUUGUUCAGUACGAAUACUAUAUUCCAUAAUUCGGUUGGCUCCUUCAUACCAUGGCGAUGAAGUAUAUGGCUAACUUUCAUGAAAUUUGAACCUAAUACUGGUGUCUGUCAGUAGAAUCUAGUUUCGUCUGUAUAAAAUAAAUUAUUACUGUAUGUUCGUUACACAUUUUAACUAUGAAUAGACAAGCCUACCGCCUGUGUCAAUAGUUUUAAUAUGAUAAAUUGCUGCUCGAGAGCACGUUGAAUUAUAAAGUAGGUUGCUGUAGCACAGAGAGUCUCGUGCAACAAUCGCGCUUUUUUUAAACCAGGCUCCGGCGGAAAAAAAAAAGAUAAUUUGUUGUACAACUGAUAUUUCCAAGACACAAAAACGGUGUUUGACGAGAACCUCGGGAACAGUUAAUGAGAUAAGAUUUUUUAAUAUUUAAAAACUGGGGAAAAGGUAAAAAAGGGGUAAUUACGCCCAUUUUCCCUCCAUUCUUUAUCUCAUUAACCGUUUCCGAGUUUUUCGUAAAAUUUCAUUUUUGUAUCUAAGAAAAAUUAGUUGUAAAACAUAUCAAUUCUUUUUCCUCUGUAGCCUGGCUUUGAGAGGCAAAUGUAAGUAUAGGUCUAAUUAUAAACGUAUUUAAAGGUAAAUUAUUUCAUGUUUACUUAAUAAUCUUUGAAUUUUGUAAUAGUAUAUAUAAAUAUAUUUAUAGACCUAAUACUGUGGUGAAGGGAUUAAUAAAGCAAUGCAUAA
This is a messenger RNA of Anneissia japonica, 3093 nucleotides long. RefSeq names its product ADAMTS-like protein 2. Gene Ontology annotation, molecular function: metalloendopeptidase activity. The coding region runs from base 9 to 2387 and encodes 792 amino acids. The transcript is spliced from 17 exons. The record is from RefSeq and is a predicted model, not a curated record. Lineage: Eukaryota; Metazoa; Echinodermata; Crinoidea; Comatulida; Comatulidae. Gene Ontology annotation, cellular component: extracellular matrix. Gene Ontology annotation, biological process: extracellular matrix organization.